GAGUAACGUAGGCUCGGCUGUUUUAGCAACCAACAAACAGCAGGAUCGCGUGGUCUAAUCUAUGGCUACGCUAGGCAGUGUAGGGACGAGUCUGUCAAAUCAACAAUCGGAAUGAAUUUUUGACUAUAUCCAGAUUUCAAGAAAGUGGGUCCCGUUGGUAUAACAACCCUCUAUUGAUAAGGUCAGACACCUUCCUGCCAUCAUGUCGUGUGACAUUAAUGACUACAAAUGCUCGGAUAAGGGGCUCAUUUUACCCCUUACGAACGAGUACACAUGGAGUAUUGGGUUCCGAGCUUUUAUAUACAUCGUUGGAUUACUCUACAGUUUCAUGGGUGUUUCCAUCAUAGCAGACAUCUUUAUGCAAGCUAUCGAGACCAUCACCAGUCGCACUACUAAAAUAAAGAUGCCGGAUCCAUCUAACGAAACUGGAUAUUCUGAGGUGGAGGUGAAAACAUGGAAUGGAACAGUGUCCAAUCUCACUCUCAUGGCGCUUGGCUCCAGUGCGCCAGAAAUCCUCUUGUCCAUCAUUGAAAUAGUUGGAAACGGGUUCAAGUCGGGUGCAUUGGGCCCAAGUACCAUCGUGGGUUCUGCUGCCUUCAACUUGAUGUGUAUCACAGGGGUCUGUGUUUUCAGCAUCCCUGAUGGAGUAGCCAAACGAAUUAAGCACGUCAAGGUGUUCGCUGUAACAUCUAUAUUUAGUGUUUUCGCCUAUGUUUGGCUUGCCAUCAUUUUGAUGGUUAUUACACCUGACUUCAUCGACUUGUGGGAAAGUAUCGUGACAUUGCUGCUCUUCCCCAUCAUGGUCAUCUUAGCAUAUAUCGCUGAUAAAGACUAUUGUGGAAAGAAACCAAUUGAUGACGAAAGCAAGCUGCUUGAAAUGGAUUUCAGUGAAGGACGAAUACGCCUGAAAAGUGAUGAGGAAAAUCUUCUUAACGGAGACCACGCUGAUAAACAUGUCAUCGUCGAAAUUCUGAGGAGAUUGAAGAGAGAGGAGGCCUCUCCUGAAGAAAUGGCUAGGCUUACGGCGCAUCUGAUGGAGCAAAACCAGUCCCAUGGCCGCGGCUGGUACAGGAUUAAUGCUAUCAGAAACCUAUCGGGUGGAACGAAACUAACCACUCCAAUGACCGACAGAACCAGCGAGCUUUUGGAAACCUUGUUGAUUGAAGAUCAGAUGGGCUCAUCAGCAUCAUUUACAUCCCUGAGUGACGGUGGUUCUAAGGCUAUAAUCGAGUUUGCAGCGCCAUCUACAGCCGUUUUUGAAAAAGAUGGUCAUGCACGAAUCACUGUGAUGCGCCAUGGCAAUCUUAAAAGACGUGUAUUGUUUAGGGUAGAGACGAUAGAUGGGACGGCAGUCGAGGGCGAGGAUUACAUCUCCUAUAAGGAGACUAUUGUAUUUGAACCGAACGAGACAGAGAAGCACAUCGAUAUUCAGAUUAUAGACGACAACAUCUGGGAACCAGAUGAGGUUUUCUUCGGCAGAAUUACCAUUGAAUCUGAACAACAGUCCAUCGCUGUGGUUGGCAGAAGGGCGAUAACUCAAAUUGUUAUACUCAAUGACGAUGAUCCUGGAGUAUUGGAGUUUGAACAUCCCAGCUUCUUGUUCAAGGAGAGUGUAGGUACAGCGCUCGUUCCGGUGACCCGGAUAGACGGAGCUGAUGGUAAGAUCACUGUUAACUGGAAAACCAAGGACAUGACGGCCAUCCACGGUAGAGACUACGACAACUCCGAAGGAACACUGACAUUUGAUCACGGCGAGAGGGCAAAAUUCAUCGAAAUUAAGAUCAAUGAUGAUAAGGAAUUCGAGAAAGAUGAAAACUUCGAAAUAAAUCUAAUAGAAGCAACAGGUGGAGCGAAACUUGGGAAACUGAAGAGGACUGUGGUUACGAUCGUCAAUGAUGACGAAUUUAGUGGUCUAGUAAGUCGGAUCACCAGUCUGACCAAUGCCAACUUGGAUUCGCUCCGUCUGCAGAAACAAACCUGGGGACAACAGUUUGUAGAGGCCAUGAACGUUAAUGGCGGCGAUUUGGAAACGGCAACAACGUUUGAUUAUGUCAUGCACUUUUUAACCUUUGGCUGGAAGCUCAUUUUUGCCUGUGUCCCACCGGCGACAAUAUGGGGAGGAUGGUUUUGUUUCUGUGUGGCAUUGAUAAUGAUCGGGAUACUCACAGCCUUCAUUGGAGAUCUUGCCGCCAUAUUCGGUUGUCUCAUUGGUUUGGACGACAGCGUCGUCGCUAUUACCUUCGUUGCCCUCGGAACUAGCCUGCCAGACCUGUUUGCCAGUCGAACUGCAGCACUUAAUGAAAAAUAUGCUGACACAGCGAUUGGAAACGUCACAGGAAGUAAUGGUGUAAACGUUUUCCUAGGUCUCGGUUUGCCAUGGACAAUGGCUGCAAUCUACUGGUCAUCAAAGGGAACCACGUUUGAGGUACCUGCUGGAUCCCUGGGUUUCAGUGUAGUAGUCUUUACCAUUUGCUCCUUGCUGACGAUCAUGUUCAUAAUACUCAGACGCAACUUGUCCGUGUUUGGAAGUGCGGAGCUCGGAGGUCCAAAAGUUCCUAAAAUAAUAUCGGGGACAUAUUUCAUUGUGGUGUGGAUAUUAUACGUACUGCUUGUAUCAUUAAAUGUGUACGAAUAUAUCCCUGGCUUUUAAGCCAAAAUAAUAAGAGAGACAUAAUCUAGAUUGUACUUGCUUCGUAAAGGUGAAGGACUGAUGGCCUUGUAUAACAGAAUGAAGACAUGUAGAAUAUUAGACAGCUCGUUAGAAUUUUUUUUCAUACAUCGAGGGGCUUCGGUGUUUUUCCAUAGAUUACCAGACUCAUGUCAAAGUAAAGGAGGCUAUUAGAAAAACACAAAUAACGUAUACUCAUACAAUUCUUGAAGUAAAAUCCGUUUAGACCACAGAAUAGUAUUUAGAAUUAAUGCUUAGUCAAACACGGUUUGACUUUAAAAAGUGACAGCUUCGAAUAUGAUAUUGUAUGACUAUUGUAGGAGUUUGAUUCAUAUAGGGCAAAUGAGGACAGUGAUGUUGGAUCGGUGUGGCCAGUUAUGCCAAACUGACGUGAGAGGAAAAUGGAUUGUUGUGGCUGAUGGUACUCAUGGUAAACUCAUAUUUAUCGAGUCACCGCUACACUGUGAUAUUGUAAAAUGGUUGCUUCCUAGAAUUCCGUCCAUCGUUUGCAACUUGUUUAAGUAAGCACUAUAUUAGAUGAAAACAUACCAAAGAACUAACAUUAUAUAUAGUAACACUUGUAUUGGAUCAUGGAAGGAAUAAACACUAAUUUAUAACAGCAAAGCUUUUGAUGAAAGGCGAGUAUCAUUAUAUGCGGAUAGAUAUGUAUCUACAACAUUUUCUAUACUAUUAACAUCAAAAAGCGAAUGAUUCGGAGAAAAAUAUAAAGAGCAAAUUAUGCUUGUUUAAAUAACAAAAACCACCAUUAUUAUUUCCAUGACAUGGUUCGAUACGACUCUAACUGGCCAGGAAAGAUUAGUGUAUUUGUAGAAUAUAUAACUUUUUCUUCGUUUUCUUUGUUUAUGUUUUUAAUAUGUGAUUCUUUGUGAGUGCUAAUUGUUUUAUCUCAAAAGGAUAAUGUUUUUGCUAUGAUUCAAAUAUUAUGACAAUACCAAUUAACGUUAUAUUGUUAUAUUAUUUAAACGUCUUGAUUAUAACAACGAUAUUUUUGGUUUAUAUUGACAAAAAGAAUUGUAAUAUAUCAUGUAGAUGUUACAAUAUAGUGAGAAGCUUGCCUAUUUCAUAUACCUUAAUUUUUGUUCUUACAUCAAAUCAAAAUAAAUUGAAACACUCAUAUUCGUACAUAGCAUUUUAUCCUUUUGGGUCUCGUAACAGAAAGCCUUUUGUUACGCUUUCUUUUAUCGUAUAUUUUUAAGCAUGCUGGAUAGAAUGGGAGGAUGUAAUUGUAGUGUAGGUGAUUGAUCGAAUAAUUGAUAUAGAACAGUUAUUUAUACAAUAUUUUUAUAUAAGCUACAUUGCAGUAUGAAAUGUGUUUUUUUUCUACUAUAUAUAAAAUUCUACAAACGACAAGAUUAUUAUUAUUGAUUAUAACUGCGUUUUGUGAAAAGGGCUGGGAUCAAUUCAAACAUCAAUUUGUGUUUGAAAUAUUAGUCAACUUAUUUUAAGAAGUAAACAAAUUAAUAUUCCAUCACACGAAUGAUUGCUCAUUUAUAUUCCCGUCACAUCGUAUCAUGAGUUUGAAAAUGGGUAUCAUUAUAAAACUGUGAACAAAAAGCGAUAAUACAAAAUUAAUUCCGUCCAACAUGUUCAUUAUCGAUUGGCUUAAUAUUUUGGAAAUUGUGAACAAAACUAAAAAAAAAAUGAUCAGAUAUAUUUCAUUUAAUAGUUUUGCAUUUAAAAAAGCGAAAAAAAAUGGAAGCUGAAAAACUUCAUUUUCUGAAAAGAUAUUGGGUCAGUUCAAGCAUCAAUUUGUAUUUCAAAUAUUAGUCAAUGCAUUCAAAAAUAAAUUAAUAUUCCAUCACAUCAAUAAUUGCUCAUUGAUAUUCUCUUCACGUCAUAUAUAGUGCAUUUGAUCAUAGUGCUUCAUGUUAAUGUUAAAGCGUCUGUGAUAUACAAUACAUGUAACAGUAUUUUAACAAUUUAUUCAUAUUAAAUGAAUGUUUGUACGAUUUUGAUAUCUGACAUUGUAGAGAAAUAUUAAAAUUCAUGGCCAGGUUA
Molecule: messenger RNA, 4687 nt
Organism: Pecten maximus
Lineage: Eukaryota; Metazoa; Mollusca; Bivalvia; Pectinida; Pectinidae
Product: sodium/calcium exchanger 3-like
Exons: 12
Coding region: 203-2650 (815 amino acids)
Biological process (GO): calcium ion transport; transmembrane transport; cell communication
Cellular component (GO): membrane
Molecular function (GO): calcium:sodium antiporter activity
Source: RefSeq, a predicted model, not a curated record